Molecule: messenger RNA, 564 nt
Organism: Daldinia childiae
Lineage: Eukaryota; Fungi; Ascomycota; Sordariomycetes; Xylariales; Hypoxylaceae
Exons: 2
Coding region: 1-564 (187 amino acids)
Source: RefSeq, a predicted model, not a curated record
AUGGCUUCCCUCUACGAGCUAACCAUCCCCGUCCUAACUCGGGUCCUCCGAACCGAGGAGUCUCUCCUCAAGAAAGCCGAGGAGCACGCCAAAACCACCGGCACGCCCGUCGAAGAGCUCGUCGCUGCCCGUCUGGCCCCGGACAUGUUCUCGCUGUCGAAGCAGGUCGGGGUCACGGUGCUCUUCGCGAGGAUCGUAUCCCACCUGCUGGCAGGCAAGGAAUUGCCCCCCACGCAGAUUGGCGAGUGGUCGCUCGAGGAGAACUACAGUUUCAUCGCCGGCGCCCUCGAGUUGCUCGCCGAGAUCAAGCCUGAGGAUCUCAACGGGAGAGAAUCCGAAAUCAUCUCGUUUAACUACGUGAACGGAAAAUAUUCUUCUUAUUUUAAUACGACUUUGAAACUAAGGGCUAGCAAUGCUAACAACUUCGCAGAUGUGACUAGAUUUCUAGUGCCGUCGGUCUAUUUCCACUUGACCACCCUCUACGACAUUCUCAGGCACAAGGGCGUGCCGUUGGGCAAGGCUAACUACUUGGAGCACCUGGUUGCAGAUUGGGAGUUCUCGUGA